GAAAUUAAGCACAUUUGCAAGUGCAAAUGUUCAUGCCCUUGCCUGCGUUGUUGAUGUCCUCGUGAAUAUCACGGAGUUUGAAGCCGAACUCGCCACUCGCAACUUCCAUUUUCAAACUUCGUCGUUCGUCAUGGAGCCUUUCGCAGUGACCCUCCAUCAGGAGCAAAUGAAUCCCCACAACGACGUCGCGACUUCCUCAUCCGGUCUGUCAAAUUUUGGUGCAAGCAAGAUGUUGCUCAAUUUCCUUCCUGCAAAACGUCACCUCCAAUCCAAGCUCCAGGAAAAUGGACAUUGAGAAAACAAUCAAGCUUGGAAGCCCAUCACUCUUACUGUAUCACCACCCGCAUACUUUAGCUAGCCUGGCGGCCAGGCUUUGUAUCGAAAUCGGGAAGUCCGCACAUCCCGAUGCAACGGCUCACAUCAUUCAAAUCGAGGUCGUUCUGGACGAGAAUGGGAACCUUCCGCUUGAAUAUCUCAACACCAAUUCCAGCGGCGCGGUACCUGCCCUGAUUCGACCUCCACCCGAAACGGCCAUCAGCUCGAGCAUUGACAUUGUCGACUAUUUUGCACAGAGAGAUUUUCCGAGCCUGAUUCCAACUGCCCACAUGGACGAGAUUGAGCCCUUGCUACGAAAAAGGGAGAUAUUUGAGCAAGAUAUCCUACUGCUUACAUAUUCAAGAACGCCGCUUGAGAGCUAUCCUUUAAUUGGUGAUAUUGUCUCUCAGGUGCGCGAACAAAGCUUCCGUGGAAACUACGAGUAUCAAGUGGCACUGCCGAAGAAACUCAAGUUGGAACGUGACGAUAUCCACCACGCUUUCGUGUUUCCAGAGUUGCAUCAAGCAGAAGACAGAAUCAAAUCUUUCUUCGCCAAACUUUAUAUGAUUCGGUUGAGGCACAAGAAAGCAGGCAGUAUAUGGUUAUUUGGGACCCAGCACGGCACUGCGCUCGACGCCCAUGCCGCUGUUUUGAUACAUCGUUUGCUCGACAUCACGAGAGUAGAAAUGAUGCCAACGGAGUUGCUCUGGUGGGCACUCCCUAUUUUUCGAUCUCCCAUGUGGCAAGAAAUCUCCAAAGGGAAAGAUACAAUGGGUUGGGAUGGGACGGAGUCGUUACGGGACAAGAUGACUGUAUCGGAUACCGAUGGAGCUUCGAAUCUGCAAAUGAAAGAAAAAAGUCGAGCCGAAUAAUGAGAGGUCGUGGUAUUGGUUACAAUCAUGAUUUAGCGAGGGCAUACGGAGAUACCCUGUUGACUGUCAGAUCAAUUUGUUGUGGGUUCGGGUGUGGCUGCAUC
Molecule: messenger RNA, 1291 nt
Organism: Hyaloscypha bicolor E
Lineage: Eukaryota; Fungi; Ascomycota; Leotiomycetes; Helotiales; Hyaloscyphaceae
Exons: 5
Coding region: 285-1187 (300 amino acids)
Source: RefSeq, a predicted model, not a curated record